GCUCGUCUUUGCACUCAUUUAGCUAAGGCUGCUCAUAUCCAUCUCAAGUGAAUCUCACUCUACCUCCUUAGCAGAGCCAUCGAGGCUAUUUGACUGGUAUGGAUGGAAAGAAGCCCUAUAUGGUUCUGAUCUUCAUACAAUUAAUAUAUACCGGGCUUUACGUGAUCUGUAAGGCGGCACUUGAUAAUGGUUUGAGCUCAUACGUGUUCGUCUUCUACCGGCAAGCAGCUGCCUCCAUAUUGUUUGUGCCACUUGCUAUUAUAUUUGAAAGGAAAAGUGCUCCACCACUACCAUUUCCGGUAUUGCUCAAGGCGUUCAUGCAUGCAACGCUGGGGAUUACAUUGAGUUUGAACAUGUACAACAUCGGGCUGAUAUACACCUCGGCAACAGUGGGCUCGGCAACGACAUGCUCAAUCCCAGUGAACACCUUCUUCUUGGCCCUGCUACUCCGGAUGGAAACUAUGAACCUGAGAAGCCUCCCAGGAGGGGCCAAGGCCUUAGGCGUAGCACUUUGCUUGGCUGGAAUCACGACCAUCGCCUUCUACACAGGUCCCCAUCUAAAUCCCUUGAUCCAUUACCACCCUUUCGGCCACAAAACAAGCUCCACCAGCGAUGGGCCUGCCCAACAAAUGCAGAGCUGGAUCAAGGGAACCUUCAUCAUGAUCACUGCUAACGCAGCUUGGUCUUCUGGGAUUGUUCUCCAGGGAAUUUUAUUAAAUGACUACCCUUCAAAGCUUCUUCUUACGACUCUCCAAUGCCUUUUGAGCACAGUUCAGUCUUUCUUUGUUGCCAUGAUAUUUGAGAGAGACGUAUCGAGAUGGAAGAUAGGCUUAGAUACCGGGCUGCUUGCUAUCUUAUAUUGUGGAUUUGUUGUUAGUGGUGUUUCCUACUACCUGCAAACUUGGUGUAUCGAGAAGAAGGGCCCUGUUUUCCUAGCCAUGUCCACCCCAUUGGCCCUUGUUUUCACCAUAAUUUGUUCAUCAUUUUUUUUGGGCGAGCUGAUCCAUUUGGGAAGUGUCCUAGGUGGAGUUUUGAUGGUCGGAGGUCUCUAUAGCGUUCUGUGGGGAAAAGGCAAGGAGGAUGUGGUACGUGAGUCAAUAAAUGAAGAUGUAAAGAAUAGCGUCGAGGAGAGAGGAGCCGCAUCACCAUUUCAUCCAGUUUGAACAUAUUUUGUAUACCAAUACCAAGAACCCUAAAUCUAUAUACCUUCAGUCUAUUAUGAUUGGUAAGUUUAUAUUAUGUAAGCUUUUCUUAUUUUAAUAGAUUUGAAGAGACUCUUGUGGUGUUAAUUCAGCGAUAUAUUAAAAAAAAAGGUCUUAAUUAA
This is a messenger RNA of Phoenix dactylifera (date palm), 1324 nucleotides long. Its product is annotated as auxin-induced protein 5NG4-like. NCBI's taxonomy places the organism in Eukaryota, Viridiplantae, Streptophyta, Magnoliopsida, Arecales, Arecaceae. The record is from RefSeq and is a predicted model, not a curated record. Gene Ontology annotation, cellular component: membrane. Gene Ontology annotation, molecular function: transmembrane transporter activity.